GUAAUAAAAGAAAAAAAAAGGAGGAAAGUUUGGCUCUGUUCAAUUUAAGCUACAGCCAGCCAGCCUUCGCCUCGUCUCCAGCUACACCAUGAGGCUGCUUCUGUUGCUCCCGCUGCUGGUAGCCGGGUUGACCUCCGCUGUGGUCGCCGCGGACGCAGACUCCGGCGAAGUGGUGUGUUACUUCGGGUCGUGGGCUGUGUGGCGGCCUGGCGAUGGCAAGUUUGACGUGGACGACAUUGAUCCCUUCUUGUGCACCCACCUUAUCUUCGGCUUCGCGGGACUCAGCAACGAGACCUGGCAGAUCGAGGUGCUUGAUCCCUGGAAUGAGCUGUGCCCGGACGAGGAGGGCGGCAACAACUGCGCCUAUGACAGGUUCGUGGCUCUGAAGGAAGUCAACCCUUCGCUGACGAUACUGCUGGCGGUGGGCGGCUGGCGGGAGGGCUCCGUCGAUUACUCCGUGAUGGCUGAUGACGCACAGAAGCGGAAACUCUUCAUUGACAGCACUAUAGCUCUGAUCCGCAAGCAUGGUUUCGAUGGGCUGGACCUUGACUGGGAGUACCCGGCGGCGCGGGGUGGGAUUCCGGAAGACAAGGAGAACUUCGUCACUCUGAUUCAAGAAAUGCGGCGGGAAUUUAACAAGUUCAACCCGCCGCUCUUCAUGUCGACCGCCAUGGCUGCAGGAAAGGCCGUGAUCGACGCCGCCUAUGACAUAAAGCCGCUGGUGGACCUGUUUGACAAUUUCCACAUUAUGAACUAUGACUACCACGGCGCCUGGGAGACCCGCACCCACCACAACGCCCCUCUCUGUGGCUACUACCAGGACACAGGCGACGACCUUUACUUUAACGUGAUUUUCACCAUUAAUUACUACCUGGAGCUCGGCGUGCCCCGCGAGAAGAUGAUAAUGGGGAUCCCUAGCUACGGCCGUUGCUGGACCCUGGACUCCCUGGAUGACACUGGAAUGCUGGCUCCCGCGCACGCCCCUGGACCACCGGGACCCUACAUCAGGAUCCCCGGCACCCUUGGCUUCAAUGAGAUCUGCAAGCGAUUCCAGGAGAUGGACUGCACAAUGGUUCGAGACCCUGCCCUACAUGAACCUUACUUCUACUGCCCCUCUGACAAGAUCUGGUGCGGUUUCGAUGACGCAGUAUCAGUCUUUGAAAAGGCGCGCUACGCAAAGAACAUGGGCCUGGCUGGAUUCCUGGUGUGGACCAUUGACACGGAUGACUUCAGGCCGCGCUGCUACGACGAGCCCUUCCACCUAGUCAAGAGCAUGAAGGAAGGAUUCAACCUGCCCGCCGAUGGUAUUCUGCCGAACUGCUCGUACACACCCUCCACCACUCCACUCCCUACCACCACCACCACAACCCCAGAACCUACCACAACCACCACCACCACCACCACCACCACAACCCCAGAACCUACCACAACCACCACCACCACCACCACCACAACCCCAGAACCUACCACAACCACCACCACCACCACAACCCCAGAACCUACCACCACCACCACCACAACCACCACUACUACCACUCCUCCUCCUACCACUACCCCUGCCCCUACCACGACCACUGUUCCAACCACGCUUCCCCCCGUCACUACCCCGCCUCCUGUGUCAACGCCUAAGCCUCCACACCCUCGCCCUGACUGCACUAACAUGCCCAACGGAGCGGUGUUCCCCCACAAGGACUGCAAUAAGUACUGGGAGUGUAUAAACGGCCAGGCUGUUCUGCAACUCUGCGGGCCCGGCACUCUCUUUGACGAGGACCUUAUGCUUUGCAACUGGGAGAACCAAGUGGACACCUCGGACUGCACCUUGUGGAUCUGCGAGGUGGACAACACGUAUCUGCCUCACGCGGACUGUGACAAGUACUACCGCUGCUACAGCGGCUCGCCUCACGUGGAGCAGUGCCCGAACGGCCUCUACUGGAACCAAAGCCUUACCAUGUGUGACUUACCCUCCAAAGUGGACACCAGUAAUUGCAACGCAGUGUAGCUGACUCGACUCGCUUGUCUACGUUUUCUCUUAUAAGCUGCUGCCUUGUGUAGGUCAUCUGGCCUCUCACAGUCUAUUUAUCAUAUUGUUCUUAUGUUGUUAUGUGCGGAAAUAUAACACAUAGUAACGGAAACAUAAAGUCAGUAAUAUAU
Molecule: messenger RNA, 2151 nt
Organism: Portunus trituberculatus (swimming crab)
Lineage: Eukaryota; Metazoa; Arthropoda; Malacostraca; Decapoda; Portunidae
Product: chitinase-3-like protein 1
Exons: 12
Coding region: 89-1999 (636 amino acids)
Biological process (GO): carbohydrate metabolic process; chitin catabolic process
Cellular component (GO): extracellular region
Molecular function (GO): chitin binding; chitinase activity
Source: RefSeq, a predicted model, not a curated record